Dermatophagoides farinae (American house dust mite) is the source of this 613-nucleotide messenger RNA. RefSeq names its product ribosomal protein S12 (gene RpS12). NCBI's taxonomy places the organism in Eukaryota, Metazoa, Arthropoda, Arachnida, Sarcoptiformes, Pyroglyphidae. The record is from RefSeq and is a predicted model, not a curated record. Gene Ontology annotation, molecular function: structural constituent of ribosome. Gene Ontology annotation, cellular component: ribosome. Gene Ontology annotation, biological process: translation.
UUUCCACUUCCUUUCUCGACUCGUGCAUUGUUGCCUCGUGUUCAUCAAAAAUUUGUAUUUUUGGUUAAAUUUUGUUCCAAACAAAAAAAAAACUAAUUUUAAAAUGGCUGAACCACUCGAUUUGAAUACAGCUUUGCAAGAAGUUUUAAAAACCUCACUUACCCAUGAUGGUCUUGUAAAAGGUUUACAUCAGGCAACCAAAGCAUUAGAUAAACGUGAGGCUUUGCUUUGUGUUUUGGCUUCGAAUUGUGAUGAGCCAACAUAUAUUAAAUUGGUUGAAGCACUUUGUGCUGAACACAAUAUUGAUUUGGUUAAAGUUGAUGAUAAUAAAAAACUUGGUGAAUGGGCCGGUAUGUGUAAGAUUGAUAAAGAAGGUAAAGCCCGUAAAGUUGUUGGUUGUUCAUGUGUCGUGGUCAAAGAUUGGGUGGAAGCAACACCGGGUUUGAAUUUUUUGAGACAAUAUUUAAGCGAAAAAAAUGUCAAAGCUUAAUGUAUUUUGAACAGAAAAAAAACUUUUUUAUUAAUUUCAUCAUAAAAUAAAAAAUAUGAAUUAAUUUUAAAAGAAAAUUGAUUUCAUUUUUGCCAUCUAAUAUUGUCAAGAUGGUCGUGAUUG